This is a messenger RNA of Spodoptera litura, 721 nucleotides long. It is a transcript of the gene zetaCOP, whose product is annotated as COPI coat complex subunit zeta. Gene Ontology annotation, cellular component: COPI vesicle coat. Gene Ontology annotation, biological process: intracellular protein transport; intra-Golgi vesicle-mediated transport; retrograde vesicle-mediated transport, Golgi to endoplasmic reticulum. Lineage: Eukaryota; Metazoa; Arthropoda; Insecta; Lepidoptera; Noctuidae. The record is from RefSeq and is a predicted model, not a curated record.
UCAAUUGUCAAAACGAAACACGUCAACACGUAGCUAAAGUGCAUGUUUUGUUUAAAAAUAUUCCAAAAUUGAAAAUAAUUUGUCAUAAAAAUGGUUCACACAACAAUGGAGGGAUCUCUCUUUGAGCCAACCCUAUACAUAGUGAAAGGCAUGUGCAUCUUGGACAAUGAUGGGAACAGGAUCCUCGCCAAGUAUUAUGAUAAAGAUGUCCUGCCCACUGCCAAGGAGCAGAAGGCAUUCGAGAAGAACUUGUUCAAUAAGACACAUAGAGCAAAUGCGGAGAUCAUAAUGCUGGAAGGUUUGACCUGUGUUUACAAGAGCAAUGUGGAUCUUUUCUUCUAUGUUAUGGGCAGCUCACAUGAAAAUGAGCUUAUCCUCCAGUCAGUACUGAACACCCUGUACGAGUCAGUCAGUAUACUACUGAGGAGGAAUGUAGAGAGGAGAGUCCUGCUGGACAACCUGGACGCUGUGAUGCUGGCCUUUGAUGAGAUCUGUGAUGGCGGAGUGAUUCUGGACUCGGACCCAACAUCGAUAGUUGGACGCGCAGCACUACGGACCGAAGACGUACCGCUAGGCGAGCAAACCGUAGCACAGAUUCUACAGAACAUAAUGAAUAUGUAAGCGAAUACGGGGCAAAUACAUAGUUGUGAAUACGUACGAUGUUAUCUGUAUAAAUUAGUAGUUAUUUAGUUGCUUAUUAAAAAUAUAUUUACUAACAUUA